Molecule: messenger RNA, 561 nt
Organism: Protopolystoma xenopodis
Lineage: Eukaryota; Metazoa; Platyhelminthes; Monogenea; Polystomatidea; Polystomatidae
Source: the annotation of a GenBank genome assembly
AUGCCCAGACUCACCCUCACAGCCAACACAAUCCAGCCAACUGAGGCCGGUAGAACAGCCGAGGCUGCCCCUUCCUGCCUCGGUCCCUCGGGCCGAGGUCUGAUGUUCACGAUUGCGAAGCCAGCGUCGGUCGGCGAAAUCUGUCGUCCCGGCAGCGCAUCUCUACGACGACCGCCCAUCCAACCGUCCGGUUUCCACGAUCUGCUGGCCAGCCUGUCAUCGCGAGCCGACACAGUCGAGGCUACUGGUUGCCUGGACAGGCCGGCCAAACAUUUGGCAGCGCCGCCGCUCAGGUCACUCGACGACAUGUCACGAGCGGCCAAACGAACUCGGCAGCUCAACAACAACCAACUUUGGCCCGGCCUCGAAAGGCCUCUUCCCUCCAGCCUUUCGAAGCAACCUCUAGAACAAGAGCAUACUGACGCAAACGAUACCAUUGCACAAUGGGACUCUUCUCGUCCGGCCGGCCAAGACAGAGCGAUGGCUGGGCCAGCCUGGCGACCAAAGCCGGACAAUGACAGGUCGUGCUCGGAGUCGUCGGAUGAUUCCAUUCAGCUCGAG